AUGUCACGAUAUUUAGUUUUUCUUUUAUAUUAUUCUGCGUUCCUGAAGGCAGCUCUAAGUUGGUCACACUCAGGACGUCAUGCAUCAGCAAACCAAAGAGCGUUAUUCGGAUCUCUAACAACAUCUGAUCAUACUGACCGAAGACUACUGGAUCGAUGGGUUCGCUUCAGUAGAAGAAUGGCUGAUCAUGAUGAUGAUCCUUUGAUGAUUUUUCAAGCUGUGCAAUAUGAAUAA
Messenger RNA from Oikopleura dioica, 234 nucleotides. Lineage: Eukaryota; Metazoa; Chordata; Appendicularia; Copelata; Oikopleuridae. The record is from the annotation of a GenBank genome assembly.